AAUUUCACAUACAAGACCAGGUAUUUCAGAUUAUUGAAAUCAAUAUUAACCAAGUGAGCUCAAACACUAAACUCACAAAACAACCACCAACGAACAAACCGCAACUGAUUAUCUACGAUAAAAAGCCAUCAAUACCUGUUAUUAAAAAUGGCCACCGACGUCGCUGUUGAAACCACCAUGGGCACCUUCACCCUAGAACUCUACACCAACCACGCCCCCAAAACGUGCAAAAACUUUGCCACUCUUGCCGACCGCGGGUACUACGACUCCACCGUCUUCCACCGAAUCAUCAAGGACUUUAUGAUCCAAGGCGGCGACCCCACGGGGACCGGCCGGGGCGGUUCCUCCAUCUACGGCGAGAAAUUCGAAGACGAGAUCCACCCUGGCCUGAAACAUACCGGCGCGGGGGUGUUGAGCAUGGCGAACGCGGGCCCGAAUACCAACGGGAGCCAGUUUUUCAUUACGCUGGCGCCGACGCCUUGGUUGGAUGGGAAGCAUACGAUUUUUGGACGCGUGAAGAAGGGGAUGGGGGUUAUCAGAAGGAUGGGCAUGGUGCCGACUGAUAAGGAGGAUCGGCCGGCGACGGAGGUGAAGAUUGUGAAGGCGAGGGUGGUGAGGGAGGAGGAUAUGGAGGCUUGACGUCGACGGGGGGAGUGAGUGAGGGACUGAGAUCAGGGAUGAAAAGGGGGGGUGAGGAGUUCAAGUGCAUGUGGGCCUGGAGAGCUCGCUGAACUACUUUUUAGUCAAAAUGAGCUGCCGCAUUGUUGCGCUCAUUUACAGUAGUUGGGAUAUACCAAAGGCCCCACGGUCGACCUCAUCUUCUCAGGCAAUUUACAUGCAUUACACAGCUGU
Molecule: messenger RNA, 852 nt
Organism: Neurospora tetrasperma FGSC 2508
Lineage: Eukaryota; Fungi; Ascomycota; Sordariomycetes; Sordariales; Sordariaceae
Exons: 3
Coding region: 148-639 (163 amino acids)
Biological process (GO): protein peptidyl-prolyl isomerization; protein folding
Cellular component (GO): catalytic step 2 spliceosome
Molecular function (GO): peptidyl-prolyl cis-trans isomerase activity
Source: RefSeq, a predicted model, not a curated record